Messenger RNA from Rhododendron vialii, 2750 nucleotides. Its product is annotated as ferric reduction oxidase 7, chloroplastic-like. The transcript has 9 exons. Gene Ontology annotation, cellular component: plasma membrane. The record is from RefSeq and is a predicted model, not a curated record. Gene Ontology annotation, molecular function: oxidoreductase activity. Lineage: Eukaryota; Viridiplantae; Streptophyta; Magnoliopsida; Ericales; Ericaceae. The coding region runs from base 229 to 2454 and encodes 741 amino acids.
GCCAAAGUCCAAAUAAAAUAUUGGUUCUGAGAUUCCAUUUCAGACGAUUUUUUGAGCUUCAGUGGCCAAGAUUCCAUUUCUUCGAAUUCCCAGAUUUUUUCUCUAGUAAAGGUCAGAUUGUGAUGGGUUUGGUGUUUCUUGGAGUCAUCUUGUGUAUAUAAUCAGACUUUUAAACUAGGUUAUUUAUUGCUCGAAAGCCUAUUCCCCCUUAAUAUUCUGGUCUUUUCAAUGGAUGAACACUCUGUAAAAACACCUCUUCUUUCGACCGAAGGCAAUAAUGGCCUUGAUUAUGGCAAGUUCAAAUCCAUAUUGGCAUCAUCCACCAAACUUGUUCUCAAAUUCACAAUGUGGAUUAUCUUUAUUUCCUGGGCUACUUUCAUCUUCCUUUACCCAUCUGAGUUUGUCAAUGGUUGGUAUGAGAAAUACCUUCACUCCACCACUGGAACAGUGUUUGGGAUCACAGGGAGUAUAUUUCUGGUAUUCAGUGCCCCAAUUCUGGUCAUUGCAUUUCUGGCUAUAACACAUCUUUUCUUAUCUGGGGAAGAGGAAUUCCAAGAGAAGAAGUUGUCAAAAAAUCCAUGGUUCCGGUUGUGGACAUUCCCAGUUAUUGUGGACGGACCAUUUGGGGUUGUUUCUGCUGCUGAGUUGAUUGGGAUUCUCCUCUUUUCUAUGUUUACCAUAUGGGCUGUUUAUGCAUACACUCUAGCGAACUUCAACAUCCUAUCCAAGUUUCAGUUGACCUUUAUAGAGGAAAGUUAUUUGAUGCUGGAGCUGACGGGACUUCGCUUUGGUAUGAUUGGGUUACUUUGCUUGGCAUUUUUGUUUCUCCCUGUUGCAAGGGGUUCGGUUCUUCUCCGCCUUGUAGAUAUCCCUUUUGAGCACGCGACUAGAUAUCAUGUAUGGUUGGGACAUCUCACUAUGCUCCUCUUUACUCUCCAUGGGCUAUUCUACGUAAUAGCAUGGGCAUUGCAAGGUCGUCUCCUAAGUCAAAUAUUGGAGUGGAAAAACAUUGGUGUGGCGAACCUUGCUGGAGUCAUCAGCCUUGCAGCUGGUCUAUUCAUGUGGGUGACGUCACUUCGGCCAGUGAGGAGACAAAACUUCGAGUUGUUCUUCUAUACACAUCAACUAUACAUUGUCUUUGUUGUCUUCUUGGCCAUGCAUGUUGGUGAUUUCAUUUUCAGUAUAGCUGCUGGAGGAAUAUUUAUCUUCAUACUUGAUCGAUUUCUUAGAUUCUGUCAAUCAAGAAGGACUGUCAAAGUAAUAUCGGCCAGUUGUCUUCCCUGUGGAACGGUGGAACUGGUAGUUUCAAAACCAGCAAAUCUGCAAUACAAUGCCCUCAGUUUUAUUUUUCUUCAAGUUCGGGAAUUAUCCUGGCUGCAAUGGCAUCCUUUUAGCGUCUCAUCAAGUCCUUUGGAUGGGAAGCACCAUAUGGCAGUUCUCAUUAAGGUUCUUGGCAAAUGGACGGAAAAGCUAAAAGGGAGAAUCUUAAAUGGUCCCAAGGAGGACUGUGCAUUGGAAUCGUUACAGCCUCAAGCAAACAUAACUGUUUCUGUAGAGGGGCCAUAUGGGCAUGAAUCCCCAUACCACUUAAUGUAUGAAAACCUUAUUUUAGUCGCAGGAGGAAUUGGAAUAUCACCAUUCCUUGCUAUCUUGAGUGAUAUUCUCCACCGUAUUAAUGAUAGGAAACCAUGUCUCCCAAGAAAUGUCUUAAUAAUUUGGGCUGUGAAAAACUCGGAUGAGCUUCCUCUUCUUUAUGGCCUCGACAUGGAAUCAAUCUGUCCAUUUUUCUCUGACAUGCUGAAUCUUGAGAUUCAAACUUACGUCACUCGAGAAUCAGAAUCUCCGCUGGAGGCGGGUGAAGUAACCAAGUCUGUGAGCUCUUUCGGAUUUCCUGUCCGCAACCCAUGCGGCAUUUCAGUAUUGGUUGGCACAGGAAAUAUCACUUGGUCUGGACUUUAUGUCAUAUUGUCUACGAUUGGAUUCGUUCUUUCUGUGGGCUUGUUACAAACAUUUUAUAUAAACGCUUUUGGUAUAUCUUCUUGGUGGUACAAGGGGCUUCUAUUUGUUGCUUGUAUGGUUGGGAGUCCCAUUAUCUUUGGUGGUGUUGUGGUUGGUCUGUGGCAUAUUUGGGAAAGGAAAACUUCAGCAAAAGAAUCAGAUGAAGAUGAUGGGCAAAAUAUUGGAAUCAUGCAGAAUAAUCAGCCAAGUGCACAAAAGGAGUCGAGUGAGGAUUACACUGCUACUUCAAAUAGUAUUCGGUAUGGACGCAGACCAGAUUUCGAAGAGAUAUUUGGAUCGAUAGUAGAGCGAUGGAGCCAUGUUGACGUUGGUGUGAUGGUGUGUGGUCCUCCAACUCUCCAGACAAGCAUUGCUAAAGAGUGCAGGUCCCAGAGUUUAAGGAGAAAAUCCAAUCACCCAAUCUUCCAUUUCAAUAGCCACAGCUUUGACCUGUAGCAAGCUUCUACCCAUUCCAUUCUGAGCUGGUAGAGUUGAGCUUCUUCUAUGGAUGCACAUAGAUUCUACGUAUAGGUAUAUGCAAGUAUGGGUGUAUAUAUAUAUGUGUGUGUGUGUGUGUGUGUGUGUAUUAAUAUGUAGGCCAUAUAUAUGCAUAGAGAGAGUGAGUAUAGGAAUCUAUGAUUGUGAAUCAAGAACUGUGACGUGUUUCAUGUAAAAUUAAAAGCGUAAUAUAAAGCGCACUCUCUAUGUUACUUGUACUACAUAUUUCAAAUGUUAAUUUUCCUGCAAAUCCA